AUGACGGGCUCCGGAGCCCCGCGGCCCCGCUGGAGCCGGCGGUUUGGCGGCCGGCCGGCACCCCUCGUCCCGCUGCUGCUUCACUGUCUGCUCGGGGCCCUGGCCAACAAGCUCAACGUGCCGCAGGUGUUGCUCCCCUUCGGCCGGGAGCCGGGCCGCGUGCCCUUCCUGCUGGAGGCGCAGCGAGGCUGCUACACCUGCAGCGGAAGCCGCUCGCCUGCAGCUUGGCGCCCCGUGUCCGCGCGCCGCCUCGUUGGGGUUUUUGGGUUCAUUGUAGUGACUGACCAUGAACUGCGCUGCGAUGUUAAGGUUGAUGUGAUUCACAGCAUUGAAAUUAUAUCUCGAACCCGGGAGCUCUAUGUAGAUGAUUCACCGCUGGAACUGAUGGUGAGGGCAUUGGAUGCUGAAGGAAAUACUUUUAGUAGUUUGGCAGGGAUGAUGUUUGAGUGGAGCGUUGCCCAGGAUAAAGAAUCAGCAAGAGAAGAAUUGUCUAGCAAAAUUAGGAUUCUGAAAUACUCUGAGGCAGAGUAUUCUCCCCCAGUGUAUAUAGCUCAGAUGGAAAAAGAAGAGAAACAAGGAGAUAGGAUUUUGGUGUCUGGGCUCAGAACUGGUGCUGCUGUUGUAAAAGUUCGAAUUUAUGAACCAUUCUAUAAGAACGUGGCAGCACCAUUGAUACGUCUGCUAGUUUUGGAGAAUAUAAUUCUUAUACCAUCCAAUGAUAUUUAUCUGUUAGUAGGAGCAUAUAUUAAAUACCGAGUUGCAAAAAUGGUGCGGGGAAGAAUGACAGAGCUGGGGUUCCCCCUGGAGCACUAUGUACUGGAACUGCAAGAGCACAGAGUUGCAGAUAACGGGUCUCUUCCUGGGAAAGUGGCCUUACUGGACGAGAAAACAGCCACAGUGACUGCCGCCCAGCUGGGCCGCACCGAUCUUGUCUUUGUCUAUAAAAACGUCCAUAUGAGAUCCGUGUCUGGACUCCCAAAUUGCACCAUAUAUGUUGUAGAGCCUGGAUUUUUAGAUUUCACAGUCCGACCUGGAGACCGGUGGAGUCUAGAGGUGGGGCAGGUGUAUGUUGUCACAGUAGAAGUGUUUGAUAAAAGCAGCACAAAGGUCUAUGUUUCAGAUAACCUCAGGAUCACGUGCCAGUUCCUGGACGAGUACUUCGAGGAGCAGCUCACGACGGCGAAUGGGUCUUACCACGUACUGAGAGCUCUGAAGGGUGGCGUCGUAGUGAUAAAUGCGUCCCUGACCUCUGUCAUUCACCAGAAUAAAAAUAUUCAGCUUAUAAAAUUUCCAAUUGUACAUCAGCAAGAAGUGAAGAUUUAUUUUCCUAUCGAGCUUACACCCAACUUCCUGGCAUUUCCUCAUCAUCCUAUGGGACCUUUAUAUCAUUUUAAAGUACAGGUGGAGGGUGGCAGCGGCAACUUCACUUGGACUUCUUCUAAUGAAACGGUGGCCACGGUGACAACUAAAGGAGUGGUGGCUGCAGGCCAGGCCAGGGGGGACAGUACUGUUUCAGCCCUAGAUGUACAAAAUCCCUUUCGAUAUGGAGAAAUUAAGAUACAUGUCCUGAAACUGAGCAGAGUGGAACUGUUACCGUUCCAUGCCGAUGCGGAGGUCGGCCGGGUCGUAGAGGUCCCCAUUGCGAUGUAUCACGUAGACCAGGAGACCGGAGAAGCCAUCGCGUUCACAGACUGCUCUCACUUACGGUUACAUCUGAACAUGGCUCAGCACGGGGUCUUUACACUUCUCAGGGAGGGUAUUCAAAGACCUGGACCAACACACUGUUCUAGUACCCAUCUAGCAGCCAGAUCUCCAGGCCAUACUCUGGUAACAGUGAGCGUGACGGAGUAUGAGGAGUACUUGGAGAGCAGUGCCACAUUCGCUGCUUACGAACCCCUAAAGGCUGUAAACCCUGUGGAAGUGGCAUUGGUGACGUGGCGGUCUGCAAAGGAGGUGGUGUUUGAAGGGGGCCCCCGUCCGUGGGUCUUGGAGCCCUCCCGAUUCUUUUUGGAGUUGAGCAUGGAGAAGUCAGAGAAAAUUGCAUUAACACAAGUCCGGCUGCCAGCUAAGCGAAAACAGAACCAGUACAUCUACCGGGUCCUGUGCCUGGAUUUAGGGGAACAAGUGCUCACAUUCCGAGCUGGGAACCACCCGGGGGUCCUGAACCCCAGUCCCGCUGUUGAGGCUGUGCAGGUCCGCUUCGUGUGUGCCCACCCCGCCAGCAUGUCCGUGGCCCCGGUGUACAGGGUGCCAGCCGGUGCCCAGCCGUGCCCUCUGCCACAGCACAGCAAGCAGCUGAUCCCUGUCUCGAGCCUGAGGGAUACGGUCCUGGAGCUGGCGGUGCUUGAUCAGCACGGGAGGAAGUUUGAUAAUUUCAGCUCACUAAUGCUAGAAUGGAAAUCCUCAAAUGAAACACUAGCUCGUUUUGAAGAUUAUAAGUCAGUAGAGAUGGUAGCAAAGGAUGACGGCAGCGGACAGACCCGGCUACAUGGUCAUCAGGUCCUUAAGGUGCAUCAGUUAAAAGGGACUGUACUCAUUGGAGUCAAUUUUGUGGGCUAUUCAGAGAAUAAAAGACCAAAGGAACUUCCCAGCUCGCCCAGACCUGCGGCUCUGGAGCUGCUCCUGGUGGGCGACGUGGCCAUAGUGCCAGAGAGGGCCACCAUCUUCAAUCACCGCACCGUGAGGGAAGUAUUUAGCCUUGUGGAAGGUUCUGGCUAUUUUUCCGUCAAAAGCAGUGAGCAGGACAUUGUUACCGUGGCUCACCUGGAAGCAGAGAGCUCUGUCCAGUUAGUUCCAGUGCACCCUGGAUCUCUCACCUUGGAGGUCUACGACUUGUGCUUGGCUUUCUUGGGUCCAGCAGUGGCCUACGUCAGGGUGUCAGACAUAGAGGAGCUGGAGCUUGAUCUGAUCGAUAAGGUUGAAAUAGGUAAAACUGUGUUAGUAACUGUGAGGGCUCUUGGCUCUUCCAAACGCCCAUUCCGAAAUAAAUACUUCAGAAACAUGGAGCUUAAAUUGCAAUCAGCUUCUGCCAUCGCCACCCUGACGCUCAUGGAGGAGCAGGAUAAGUACUCUGAAAAUUAUGUCCUUCGAGCUGUCGCUCUUGGGCAGACCACACUUGUAGCUACUGCCAAGGACAGGACGGGGAGGGAAUUCACGUCGGCUCCUCGCCAGAUUGAGGUGUUUCCUCCAUUCAGACUUGUUCCAGAGAAAAUGACACUAAUUCCAACCAACAUGAUGCAGGUGACGUCUGAAGGUGGCCCCCACCCCCAGUCUGUCAUCCACUUCUCCGUCAGUAACCAGACUGUGGCCGUCGUGGACAGGAGGGGGCAGGUUACGGGGAAGGCAGUUGGCACAGCUGUGGUCCACGGCGCCAUCCAGACCGUAAACGAGGAUACUGGCAAAGUCAUCGUGUUUUCCCAGGACGAGGUGCACGUUGAGGUGGUCCAGCUGAGGGCCGUCCGGGUCCUGGCACCCGCCACUCGACUCAUCACAGCGACCGAGAUGCCAGUUUAUGUCAUGGGGGUGACCAGCACCCAGACUCCGUUCUCCUUCAGCAAUGCCAACCCCGGACUCACAUUCCAUUGGUCCAUGAGCAAAAGGGAUGUAUUGGAUCUGGUACCCAGGCACUCGGAGGUUUUCCUCCAGCUCCCAGUAGAGAAGAACUUUGCAAUGGUUGUCCACACGAAAGCAGCUGGUCGGACCAGUAUCAGAGUCACUGUCCGCUGUAUGAACAGUUCCUCUGGGCAGCUUGAAGGGGGCUUGUUGGAGCUGUCUGAUGAAGUUCAGAUAUUGGUGUUUGAAAAACUCCAACUGUUCUUUCCAGAGUGCCAGCCUGGGAGAAUUCUGAUGCCCAUGAAUUCCCAGCUCAGACUGCAUACCAACAGGGAAGGGGCCGCCUCCGUGAGCUCCCGGGUCCUCAGGGGCUCCCCUGACCCGUCGGUCGUGGAGGAGGAUGGCAAGGGGCUCCUGAGAGCUGGCUCCAUUGCCGGCACUGCCGUGUUGGAAGUCACUUCUGUAGAACCUUUUGGAGUCAACCAAACAACCAUAACUGGAGUUCAGGUGGCACCAGUGGCGUACCUCCGAGUGAGCAGCCAGCCCAGGCUGUACGCGGCCCGCGGGAGGGGCCUGCCAGCCUUCCCCUUGGGCGUGUCUCUCACCUUCACUGUCCACUUCUACAGCGGCGUCGGGGAGAAGUUCCACACGCACAACGCCCAGCUCCAUCUGGCUCUGAACAGAGAUGACCUGCUGCUGAUCAGGCCAGGGAAGAGGAACUACACUUACGUGGCCCAGGCCGUGAACGCGGGGGUGACGCUGGUGGGGAUCUGGGACCGGAGGCACCCGGGCAUGGCGGACUAUGUCCCCAUCGCUGUGGAACACGCCAUCGAGCCGGACACGCAGCUCACCUUCGUGGGAGACGUCCUCUGCUUCCAGACCCACCUCCUCGGCCCCGCCGGUGAACCCGGGAUAUGGAUGAUUUCUGCUAACAACAUUGUCCAGACAGACACUGACACCGGGGUGGGUGUGGCCAGGAAUCCGGGAAUAGCAACCAUCUUUCAUGACAUCCCAGGAGUGGUGAAAACGUACCGAGAGGUGGUGGUCAGUGCAUCAUCAAGGCUGACGCUCAGCUACGACCUCAGGACCCACCUCACCAGUACCCCCAGCUCAGCUGUGUUUAAGCUCUUCAUCACCACUGGCAGGAACGGUGCAAAUCUGAAAGGAUCCUGCACCUCAAGCCAGGCCUUGGCCAUUACAACGGUCCUUCUCCCCGAGACCCUUGUCCUGUGCCAUGUGCAGUUCACUAAUACUUUGCUAGACAUCCCAGCAAGCAGGGUCUUCCGUGUGCACGUGGGCUUCAGCCUGGAGAGAGGGGUUUAUGUCUGCCUAAUCAAGGUUCGAAGCCAGUCAGAGGAGCUGCGCCAGGCCCUGAGCGUGGCUGACACCGCAGUCUAUGGGUGGGCCACGCUGGCCAGUGAGCGCAGCAGGAACGGAAAGCAAAGAAUCCUCAUUCCCUUCAUCCCAGCCUUUUACAUCAACCAGUCAGAAUUGGUUCUUGGCCACAGACAAGCUGUCGGGGAGCUAAGAGUGCUGGGGGUGGACAGAGUUCUGGAGGAGCUAGAGGUCUUCCCCAGCUCCCCAGUUCUGGUCGUCUCUGGCCGCAGGCACUCCUCCCUCACGCCUGGCCUGGUGGUCUAUCCUGUGCGAGUGGCCAACUUCACCUCCCUCCAGCAGACGUCCCCCGUUUUCAUCAACAUUUCCUGUGUGCUCACCGGUCAGAGCGAGGCUGUGCUAGUGAGAGCUCGGAAGUCUGGUGCAGAUCAGUGUGAGGACGCCGGCGUCCUCCGCAAGUUCCUGGGCUCUCCCGAGACUGUUCUCUUUACCCUCUUUGCAGUGCUGGCAUCGACAGCGUUGGUCUUUCUAGCUUACAACGCCUUCUUAAACAAGACACAGGCCGUCCCAGUGGUCUACGUACCAGCUCUAGGAGCACCCCAAACAGGUUCUUUUAUCCCCACACGUUCUGCCCCUUCUUUCACGAGUCCACGGCCCCCACCAGCCCAGAAUCAGCCACGACACUGGCUGUGGAGUGUAAGGCACUGACUUCCACCCCGACAAGUCACCUCACCUGUAGAAGACUGGAGAUUUCUAGUCCAGGAGCCAUAACCUCCAAACAAGGCUCCUGAAAAUUAUAAAUAAAGAACCUUGAGCUAUUCUGCACUAACGUGGUAUGUUGGACUGCGGGUCUUUUUAGUAGUUUGAGAGAGCACGUGUGCGCAGCUCCAGCAGCGGGAUGAGCAGAGCAAGAGCGUCCCAACGAGGCUCCACGCUGACAGCAAGGGGCCUGACACCAGCCUUGGACCCAGGAGAUCAGGCCCUAAACUCAGAGAAGACCCAGAUGCUUAACCGAUGGAGCCACCCAGGCGACCCCGGACUGUGUUUGAGAGACCAACUGCUGAUUCUUAAUUCUAAAAACAAAAGUAAUAGGAAAUGCCCCAUUUACAUAGUAUCUCAAACUUUUAUCACGUUCUGAAGGUCGAUUCAACGAGCCUCGAUGGACAGAAAGGUCCCAAACGGACCUUUCAAGUACUCGACCACUUACUUGCCUCCAAAUGUCUCUAACAGUCCACUCUUCUGCUUGCCCCUCAACACUUAGAGUAGGAACGUCCUAGCAGUAACACACAGACAAUAAACAGAACGUAUCCAAAA
This is a messenger RNA of Suricata suricatta (meerkat), 6201 nucleotides long. It is a transcript of the gene NUP210L, whose product is annotated as nucleoporin 210 like. NCBI's taxonomy places the organism in Eukaryota, Metazoa, Chordata, Mammalia, Carnivora, Herpestidae. The transcript has 40 exons. Bases 1 to 5595 code for a protein of 1864 amino acids. The record is from RefSeq and is a predicted model, not a curated record. Gene Ontology annotation, cellular component: nuclear pore.